This is a messenger RNA of Laetiporus sulphureus 93-53, 696 nucleotides long. RefSeq lists its product as uncharacterized. The coding region runs from base 1 to 696 and encodes 231 amino acids. The transcript is spliced from 3 exons. The record is from RefSeq and is a predicted model, not a curated record. NCBI's taxonomy places the organism in Eukaryota, Fungi, Basidiomycota, Agaricomycetes, Polyporales, Laetiporaceae.
AUGGCAGGCGCGUCGUGCGGGUGUGUGAUUGUGCCCGGCUCCGACGACGCUGCGCUCAUUUCUGUGCUGGGUGUACGCGUUCUCGCAUCUUGCUUCCUUACCCGCUCGCUCUUCUCGUACAUCGUCCAAAUAUCUGCUCAAUUUCUUUGUCAUGAAUACCAACAGCUGCCACUGGGUCAAGUGCCCAUGGCGAGGUUGGAGGAGGAGGCGAAGGGACCAAGGCUCUACAUCCUGGCUUGGGACUUCAGCGGACAUGAUCGCGAGCGAAACGCCCGGUGCACGGCACGCGGCGCAGUCAGGGCGGACCUCCGCGUGAACGGGGAGGACACUGACGACGAGUGCUUGUUGAAUGACGAUGGCGCGGAGUUACCUGGUAUCGACGAUCUCACCUUAGCGACCUCCAUACCCUGUGCGACAUGCUGCAGUUUGCCGGAACACUGCAAGCGCUUUCUCCAGCUGAUCGAGACUUCCUCCUCAAGAUGUUCUGAACUGGCUACCCACGCGCAUACGCCCUCCCAGGUGCUUGGUGACAUGUCCACAAUCAUGGAUGCCACCACAAAAAAGCCAUCGUCUGCUGCUAACGAACGCUUUUCGAAUCGUUUCCGGGACCGCGGCCUCCAGGUGCCCUUGGCCAUCCUCAGGCUCGGUGUGGCCCGCAUACACAUCCCGCUCGCCUUAACCACGUUUGACCCAUAA